AUGCUGCUGCUGGCGAGAUGUCUGCUGCUGGCGCUCGUCUCCUCGCUGCUGAUGUGCUCGGGGCUGGCCUGCGGGCCCGGCAGGGGCUUUGGGAAGAGGCGGCACCCCAAAAAGCUGACCCCUUUAGCCUACAAGCAGUUUAUCCCCAACGUGGCCGAGAAGACCCUAGGGGCCAGCGGAAGGUACGAAGGGAAGAUCUCGAGAAACUCAGAGCGAUUUAAGGAACUCACCCCCAAUUACAACCCCGACAUCAUAUUUAAGGAUGAAGAAAACACCGGAGCGGACCGGCUGAUGACUCAGAGGUGUAAGGACAAGUUGAAUGCCUUGGCCAUCUCGGUGAUGAACCAGUGGCCAGGAGUGAAGCUGCGAGUGACCGAGGGCUGGGACGAGGAUGGCCACCACUCAGAGGAGUCACUGCACUACGAGGGCCGCGCCGUGGACAUCACCACAUCUGACCGUGACCGCAGCAAGUACGGCAUGCUGGCCCGCCUGGCCGUGGAGGCCGGCUUCGACUGGGUCUACUAUGAGUCCAAGGCACACAUCCACUGCUCCGUGAAAGCAGAGAACUCGGUGGCGGCCAAAUCGGGCGGCUGCUUCCCGGGCUCGGCCACGGUGCACCUGGAGCAGGGCGGCACCAAGCCGGUGAAGGACCUGCGUCCCGGGGACCGCGUGCUGGCGGCGGACGACCAGGGCCGGCUGCUCUACAGCGACUUCCUCGCCUUCCUGGACCGCGACGACAGCGCCACGAAGGUCUUCUACGUGGUGGAGACGCGGGAGCCGCGCGAGCGCCUGCUGCUCACCGCCGCGCACCUGCUCUUCGUGGCGCCGCACAACGGCUCGGCCGCCGCGGAGCCCGAGGCGUCGUCGGGGCGCCGCGCGCUCUUCGCCAGCCGCGUGCGCCCGGGCCAGCGCGUGUACGUGGUGGCCGAGCGCGACGGGGACCGCCGGCUGCUGCCGGCCGCCGUGCACAGCGUGACGCUGCGCGAGGAGGCCGCGGGCGCGUACGCGCCGCUCACGGCGCAGGGCACCAUCCUCAUCGACCGGGUGCUGGCCUCGUGCUACGCGGUGGUCGAGGAGCACGGCUGGGCGCACCGGGCCUUCGCGCCCUUCCGCCUGGCGCACGCGCUGCUGGCCGCGCUGGCACCGGCGCGCACGGACCGCGGCGGCGGCGGCGGCCGCGUCCCCGCCCCGUGCGCGCCGGGCGCGGCCGACGCGGGCGUCCACUGGUACUCGCAGCUGCUCUACCAAAUAGGCACGUGGCUCUUGGACAGCGAGGCCCUGCACCCGCUGGGCAUGGCGGUCCCAUCCAGCUGA
Messenger RNA from Cynocephalus volans (Philippine flying lemur), 1314 nucleotides. RefSeq names its product sonic hedgehog signaling molecule (gene SHH). Lineage: Eukaryota; Metazoa; Chordata; Mammalia; Dermoptera; Cynocephalidae. Gene Ontology annotation, molecular function: patched binding; calcium ion binding. The record is from RefSeq and is a predicted model, not a curated record. The transcript has 3 exons. The coding region runs from base 1 to 1314 and encodes 437 amino acids. Gene Ontology annotation, biological process: smoothened signaling pathway; regulation of gene expression; multicellular organism development.